AAAGCAGGAAGUGUGCUGCUCCUCUCUCAUGUUGCUCUUCAGUCAUGAAGUCUCCGGUCCUCCUCCUGCUCCUUCUGUUGUCUCACCGAGCUGAAGGAGUCCAAACCCGGGACAGGACCAACUCCUCCCAUGUCCCGGAGCCGGACCGGCACCAGAACUCCUCGGACCUGGACCUGGUCCUGGAUGUGUCCUCGGUGCUUCGCCGGGUGGAUCCGCGCUUUCUGUCCGUGACCAUCGAUGCCAGCCUGGCUUCAGAGGAGAAGUUCAUGUUCCUGCUGGGCUCUCCAAAGAUCAGGACCUUGGCCCGAGCGUUGACCCCGUCUUUUCUGCGGUUUGGGGGCACGCAGCAGGACUUCAUGGUGUUCACUCCUCAGAUGGAUCAUCGGCGCGGCUCAGGUGGAGCUCCAGCUCUAUCCUGUGAUAAACUGGAGUUGCCUCCAUGGCUGGAGGAGCAUCUGAAGAAAGAGUGGACCCAACAACAGAUUCUUCUGAUGAAGGAAGACCUGAGGAGGAAAUACAGGAGAGUCAAGUUCACUGAGAACACCGUAGACAUGCUGCACUCCUUCUCCAACUGCUCUGGCAUGGAUCUGGUAUUCGGGCUGAACGCUCUCCUCAGAACGGCCGACAACACGUGGAACGGCAGCAACGCUCACCAGCUGCUCCAGUACUGUGAGUCCAGACAGUACAGGAUGGACUGGGAGCUGGGCAACGAGCCGAACAGCUAUGAGAAGAAGGCGAGGAUUCGAGUGGACGGCGAGCAGCUGGGUCAGGACUUCACCCAUCUCAGAGAGAUGAUGUCACAGUCCCAACUUUACCGCCACGCCAGGCUGUACGGGCCAGAUGUGGGUCAGCCGAGGGACCACAGGGCGGACAUACUGCAGGGGUUUCUGCAGAGUGGAGCUGAGGCGGUGGACGCCGUGACCUGGCACCAUUAUUACGUGAACGGCAGAGACACGUCUCUGGAGGACUUCCUGGAUCCAGAGGUUCUGGACUCUUUGACCAUAAAGACUAGUGAGGUCCUGGAGACAGUACGGCGGUUUUCUCCAGAGAAGCCGGUGUGGCUCGGAGAGACGAGCUCGGCCUUUGGGGGAGGAGCGCUCGGACUGUCGGACACGUUCGUUGCAGGAUUCAUGUGGUUGGAUAAACUCGGCCUCGCAGCCAAGUUGGGUCUGGAUGUGGUGAUGAGACAGGUGUUUGUGGGUUCAGGAAGUUAUCACCUGGUGGACGAAAACCUGGAUCCACUUCCUGAUUACUGGCUGUCUGUCCUCUAUAAGAGCCUGGUUGGACUGGAGGUUUUAAAAGUUGAAGGGUUUUCUAACUUUUCCAGACAUAAACGCGUGAGGCUGUACCUUCACUGUGCUCAUAAAAAGAGAUACAGACGAGGAGCCGUCACACUGAUCUCCAUGAAUCUGAGUAAGAAAGCCGUCAGGAUCUCAGUUCCUGCUCGUCUCUUGUCCAGCACAGUGGAGGCGUUUGUUCUUGAGUCGGAGCAGCCAGGAGAGCGGGGGCUCUACUCCAGGUCUGUGACUCUAAAUGGAGACGUUCUUAAAAUGGUGGAUGAUAAAACUCUUCCUGAUUUUAAAGGAGCUCGUCUUCCUCCGUCUGAACAUCUGCAGCUUCCUGCGUACUCACUGGCGUUCUUCGUCUUCAUUGAUGUUGGAGCUGCAGCCUGUUUCUGACCUCUGACCCAUGGACUCCUCAGAGUGACGGGUAAAUGUUUACUGGUAUCUCCUCUAAAGCAGCAGGCCAACGCUGCUCAUCGGAAUAAAACAACCUGGACUAAAGAGACAAACACUGAGACUGUGGGACGACUGGUGCUGAUUUCUCUGAGAUUUUUAUUUAUACAAAACUUGUUUUCUGUGUUAAUAAAUUUUAUUUCUUGUUGUAUUAAAA
This is a messenger RNA of Cheilinus undulatus (humphead wrasse), 1893 nucleotides long. RefSeq names its product heparanase (gene hpse). The record is from RefSeq and is a predicted model, not a curated record. The transcript has 12 exons. Gene Ontology annotation, cellular component: membrane; extracellular matrix. Gene Ontology annotation, molecular function: hydrolase activity, acting on glycosyl bonds. NCBI's taxonomy places the organism in Eukaryota, Metazoa, Chordata, Actinopteri, Labriformes, Labridae. Bases 45 to 1679 code for a protein of 544 amino acids.